Molecule: messenger RNA, 900 nt
Organism: Acanthosepion pharaonis
Lineage: Eukaryota; Metazoa; Mollusca; Cephalopoda; Sepiida; Sepiidae
Source: the annotation of a GenBank genome assembly
AUGUCUGAAGUCCGAACCUCACAGUCCAGUGAGAUUGAAAAUGGUUCCCAGGAGAUCUCUGUUGUGCAUGUGACAAUUCCUAACCAACCAGUCCAGGUGCAAUCAGUUAUACAAUCUAGCCAUCAACCAUCAGUGAUACAGACAACCGGCCCCAAUGUACAAACUAUACAGGUAGCUACAGUAGAUGAUGAUUUGACAGAUGGUGCUGAAGGAAGGAAGAGGAGAGAGAUUUUAGCUAGGAGACCCUCAUAUCGAAAAAUCUUGAAUGACUUGUCAUCUGAGUGUCCAUCAAUAAAAAUAGAAGAAGAAUCAAGUAGCAACCAGAGUCAGGACGGUCAAGAAACGUCUGAAGCAGCUUCUAAUCUAACAACUACAAAUUCUAUACAGUACCAACCAACUGCAGUCCUUGGCCAGAUGGAUGGUUUGCCUUUAGUCCAAUCUGGUGCCAUCCAAAUAACUACUCACCCAGAAGGAACAGUUGCAGGACAAGGUCUGCAGACACUAACAAUGACUAAUGCCAACCCAUCAUCAGGUGCCAGUGCCACUCCAGGUACAGCCACCAUUGUACAGUAUGCUCAAGGUCCUGAUGGACAGUUUCUUAUUCCAGUUACAGUCGGUGGUGCAAAUGUUCAGGCAUAUCAAAUUGCCACUUCACUACCACAAGUGGUUAUGGCCACAGGAAAUGCAAUUGCCAGCCCACAACAAUUAUCAGAAGAAGCAGCACGAAAGAGAGAAUUACGCUUGUUAAAAAACAGAGAAGCUGCUUCAGAAUGUCGGCGGAAGAAAAAAGAAUAUGUGAAAUGUUUGGAGAAUCCUGCUGGCUUCUUUCAGAGAACUGUAAAAUUUGGCAUUUCUUGCCAAAGACAACCACACCAGCAUCAUCAUUUUCUUUCUUUGUAA